Messenger RNA from Aspergillus heteromorphus CBS 117.55, 2058 nucleotides. RefSeq lists its product as uncharacterized. The transcript has 10 exons. The coding region runs from base 1 to 1872 and encodes 623 amino acids. Gene Ontology annotation, biological process: amino acid transmembrane transport. Gene Ontology annotation, molecular function: amino acid transmembrane transporter activity. Lineage: Eukaryota; Fungi; Ascomycota; Eurotiomycetes; Eurotiales; Aspergillaceae. Gene Ontology annotation, cellular component: vacuolar membrane. The record is from RefSeq and is a predicted model, not a curated record.
AUGGCAGGCGUCUUCUCCAACGCCAACCUGGGCGGCGUGGCCGAUCCCCGACUGGGCAACGAGGCCGACAUCAUCGGCACCGAGGCCGAGCAUCGCGUGGCGGUAGAAAAGCCCAGCGGCGAACCGCUGCACAACAUCCCCGCCCCCAUCCUGCACGGCAGGGGCAACAUCUACCUCGACACCAGCAUCACCUUCGAGAACUACCACUACUGGGCCAACCGCUCCCGAGAGGUCGAGAAAGAGAUCCGGACCGACAACCAGGGUCUGCAGAGACUGGGUAAGGUGCUGAUCGGUCGCAAGGUGGAGGAGGAAGAUACCUCCGCGCAGCCGACAGGAGCCGGAGAGAAUUCAUCCGGCAAGGAACUGUCGGAGAAAACCCCCGCCGAAGAUUCGAACUCGGCCUCCGACCAGAACGACAAGACUGACAAGGUCGACAAAUGGGGCAUUUCUGAGACCGAAUGGGAGCAGGCACAGCGUGCCGGUCGUACCGCGACCUGGGGAUCCAUCUUUUAUCUGAUCACCACCGAUAUCCUGGGACCGUCCAGCGUCCCCUGGGCCAUCAGUCAAAUGGGUUACGGACCCGGCUUUGCGCUGUAUACCGUCUUUGGUCUGAUGGCAUACUACUCUGGUAUGCAGUUGUGGAAGAUUUUCAUCGGCAUGGACUCCACGCGGUACCCCAUGCGCAAUUACGGUGAUGUGGCCUUCCGCAUCUUCGGCACCCCCGCCCGUAUCGUUGUCAACGUCUUGCAGAGUUUCCAGUUCUUCAUCAACCUGGCCCUGCUAAUCGAGAGUAGUGGCCAGAGUCUGGCCCAGAUGGCCGCGGGCGCGGAUGGGAGUGGCUUCCUGUGCUUCGUCGUCGCCGAGGUGAUCUUCAUGCUCGUCGGCUUCGUGCUCGGCCAGAUCCGGACCCUGCAACGGCUAUCCUGGCUGUCCAACCUGGCCAUCUGGCUGAAUGUGAUCGUCAUCAUCAUGACCAUGGCGGUGGUCUAUCAGUACCCCCCCAACUACAAGGCCGUCUGGAAUACCUCGAAGAUCCCCAAGGGCCCCGUGCUCACGAGUGCCAACUGGCCCGCCAACACCACGCUGUACGAUCGCAUUAACGGUGUGAUGAACUGUGUGUUCGCCUACGGUGGCGCCACUCUCUUCAACGAACUGAUGGCCGAGAUGAGGCGCCCGUACGAUUUCUGGAAGGGCUUCGUGAUCGCUGAGAUUUUCAUUUACGUCUGUUAUUUGAUCGAGGGAAUGGUGGUGUACAAUGCUCAGGGUCAAUUUUGCUACAACCCGGCUUACCAAGGUAUCCCCGACUCGGCCUACAAGUACCAGACGGUGGGUAACGCGCUCUCGUUCAUCACCGCCGUUAUUGCGGCCCUCCUAUACGCCAACAUCGGCGUGAAGGUCUUCUACUCGUCGGUCAUGCGUGACGUCUUCCACAUGCCGCCCCUCGACCACAAGUCCGGCAAGCUGAUCUGGAUCGGACUCGUCCCGGUCUACUGGGGCCUGGCCUUCGUCCUCGCGGGCGCCGUCCCGCAGAUUAGCAACCUGACCUCCUUCGAGGGCGCGCUCUGCAUCUUCCAGUUCUCCUACACCUUCCCGCCCCUGCUGCUGGUCGGAUACAACAUCCAGAAGGACGCCAUGCUCCCGGAGGAGUCUUUCAACCCCCACACGGGCGAAACCAAGCGCGUGGACAACGGGGUGAAGCGCUGGAUCCGCGGGUACAAGAAGAAGUUCGCGUGGAACACGUUCGACCUGAUCUACGCCACGGGCGCCCUGGCCACGGCGGGCAUGGGACUGUGGGCAGCCAUCACCGGCAUGAAGGUCGAUUUCGCCGAGACGGCCCUGACCCCCUUUACCUGCACCAACCCGGCCGGUUAGCCGCCGCGCCCCCUGUCAGCACGCAUAUGCGAUAAGACACCCUUGGACCCUUUUUCGCCACUCACCCACCCCAUCAGAAUGUCCCUACCUAUCUAGACCUAGUACGUACGCCGUACUAGUCCAUAUCCCGUAUCUCGUUCAAUUUCCGUCGUAAUAUAUAUCGAAGUUUAAUUGAUCCACGCGCGG